AUCCUGGAUAACAUUUCAACUACUUACUCCCACUCUUCAGUCAUACAAACUCAAAAUCACAAUGGCCUUCUCAUCGUCCAUAUGGUCUUCUUCCAUCUUUGUUCCCAACCCAAACAGAACCACCAUUUCCACUCGAUUCUCUCACACACCCUCCAAACCCCCUCUCUCGCCGGCAUUCGCCAUUCCGCCGCUCUCCACGGCCACCGCCACGGACGUCUCGGGCGUCAUCGACGGGACGACGAUCGCGGUGGUCAGCGGGGGGUUCGUGGCGGCACUUGCGGCGGUGCUGUCGCUGACGGACCCCGAGCGGCGGCGGCAAAUGCAAGCGGAGGAGGUGGGCGGCGGCGACAAGGAGGUGGUGAGGGAGUACUUCAACAACUCCGGGUUCCAGCGCUGGAAGAAGAUCUAUGGAGACACCGACGAGGUGAACCGGGUUCAGCGCGACAUUAGGUUGGGUCACGCCAAGACCGUGGAGAACACGCUGAGCAUGUUGAAGGACGAAGGGUCCCUUCAGGGAAUUACGGUUUGCGACGCUGGGUGCGGUACGGGCUCGCUCUCUAUUCCUCUUGCUAAAGAGGGCGCUGUUGUGUUCGCCAGUGAUAUCUCCGCCGCUAUGGUUGCUGAAGCAGAGAAACAGGCAAAAGAACAGCUUGUAACCAGUGAAGAUGGUUCCGGGCCUGUGAUGCCAAAGUUUGUAGUGAAGGAUUUGGAGAGCUUAGAUGGCAAGUAUGACACGGUGGUCUGCCUUGAUGUUUUGAUUCAUUACCCCCAAAGUAAAGCUGAUGGGAUGAUUGCACACCUUGCAUCAUUGGCCAACAAGCGAUUGAUUCUGAGUUUUGCCCCAAAGACGUUUUAUUAUGAUCUGCUAAAGAGGGUUGGAGAGUUGUUCCCUGGUCCUUCAAAGGCAACAAGGGCAUAUCUUCACUCCGAGGCAGAUGUAGAGAGAGCAUUGCAAAAGGUUGGCUGGACCAUAAGGAAGAGAGGCUUAACCACUACUCAAUUUUACUUUGCUAGGCUUAUUGAGGCUGUUCCUAUGUAGUGGGGAUUGAAAGCGUAGAAUAUGCUGACGAAUUGAGGCUAUGUUUUCUUGGGGAAAUAGACUGAAGUGGUUCAUAAUAAAUUUGUGUGGAGCUAGUGAGUUGGCGGUCCAUUGGGUUGGUGGAAUGGAGGCAAGCUCCCUAUAAGUUGUUCAGACGUUACAACGCUUAUUACUCAAGCUGCAUCUAGAGUAGAAAGAAUAAACAUCAACCACAUGAAAACAAAUAAUAUGAAGAGUAGUAUUCCCCAAAAAAUGAGGUAAAAAGCUGAGAAGUACUAAUUUAAAAGAGGAAAAAAAUGAUGAUGAUGAAAUCUAGUGCCUAAUUAAGUUCUUUCAUUUGUCUUUUGAUGUGAAUUCAUUUAUAGCUUGUCAGCAAUUUUUGUAAGAGCAUCUGUGAGCUUGCCAAGGGCUGCAACUAUAAUAUCAGUUUGCUGCUUCUGCU
Molecule: messenger RNA, 1481 nt
Organism: Glycine soja
Lineage: Eukaryota; Viridiplantae; Streptophyta; Magnoliopsida; Fabales; Fabaceae
Product: magnesium protoporphyrin IX methyltransferase, chloroplastic-like
Exons: 3
Coding region: 62-1039 (325 amino acids)
Biological process (GO): chlorophyll biosynthetic process
Molecular function (GO): magnesium protoporphyrin IX methyltransferase activity
Source: RefSeq, a predicted model, not a curated record